Messenger RNA from Ziziphus jujuba (common jujube), 3472 nucleotides. RefSeq names its product V-type proton ATPase subunit a1. The coding region runs from base 393 to 2852 and encodes 819 amino acids. Gene Ontology annotation, cellular component: vacuolar proton-transporting V-type ATPase, V0 domain; vacuolar proton-transporting V-type ATPase complex. Gene Ontology annotation, molecular function: proton-transporting ATPase activity, rotational mechanism; ATPase binding. NCBI's taxonomy places the organism in Eukaryota, Viridiplantae, Streptophyta, Magnoliopsida, Rosales, Rhamnaceae. The record is from RefSeq and is a predicted model, not a curated record. The transcript is spliced from 18 exons. Gene Ontology annotation, biological process: proton transmembrane transport; vacuolar acidification.
AGUGCAUACUCCUGCCAGAAUUUCGCUCGUAGUGGACUAUGACCAUCGCUUAAUCCAAGAAUCUUAUAAAUCCUUCCCGUGCGGUCUUUUAUUUUAUUUCAUUUUUCUUCUUAGUUUUUUAUUCCGAUUUUUCUAUCAUGCAUAAAAAAUAUGCGAAUUCCCGACUCUAAUGGCAGUUGCCAUUGAAAAACAAUUAUAAAAAAAAAAAAGAAAAAAAGAAAAAUGAAAACAAAAACAACAACAGCGUCAAACUAACUGAAACACAAAGUUGCCAAAUAACGCACCAAACUAACCAGACAACACAGAGAGUUUCAGAUCUGAGAAAAAAAUUUUCAGAUCCGAAAAGGUCAACUGAAAGUUAUUUCUCUUUUUCCGGUUUGGUUUCCCAGAAAAUGGACGACUUCAUAGACAACUUGCCACCCAUGGAUCUGUUGCGCUCUGAGAAGAUGACCUUCGUGCAGCUCAUUAUUCCCGUCGAAUCCGCUCACCGCGCCAUCUCUUACCUCGGUGAACUCGGUCUCUUCCAAUUUCGAGACUUGAAUGCUGAUAAAAGCCCUUUCCAACGGACUUUUGUUAAUCAGGUAAAGCGAUGUGCAGAGAUGUCAAGAAAGCUACGAUUUUUCAAAGAUCAAAUCAGGAGAACUAGUCUUAUUUCUUCCAUGCAUCCUGUUCUGCAACCUGACAUUGAGUUGGAGGAACUUGAGAUUCAACUUGCUGAGCAUGAACAUGAGCUAAUUGAAAUGAACUCUAAUAGCGAGAAACUUCGACAGUCAUACAAUGAACUCUUGGAGUUCAAGAUGGUACUCCAAAAGGCAGGUGGCUUUCUUGUAUCAAGUAAUAACCAUGCAGUUUCAGAGGACAGGGAAUUAGAUGAGAAUGUCUACUCAAAUGAUGGCUAUGUUGAGACGGCAUCAUUGCUGGAACAGGAGAUGAGACCUGGACGUCCAGACCAAUCUGGCUUGAGAUUUAUUAGUGGUAUUAUUUGUAAUUCCAAAGUUCUUAGAUUUGAGAGGAUGCUGUUUCGUGCUACAAGGGGCAACAUGCUUUUCAACCAAGCACCUGCUGAUGAACAGAUUAUGGAUCCUUUAUCUACUGAAAUGGUAGAGAAAACAGUAUUUGUAGUGUUUUUCUCUGGGGAGCAGGCAAAAACAAAGAUUCUGAAAAUUUGUGAAGCAUUUGGUGCAAAUUGCUAUCCUGUGCCCGAGGAUAUAACUAAACAGAGGCAAUUAACGAGAGAAGUUUCGUCACGCCUUGCUGAACUGGAAGCAACUUUAGAUGCAGGGAUGCGACAUCGAAAUAAGGCCCUUUCUUCUGUAGGUUUCCACCUAGCAAAAUGGAUGAGCAUGGUUAGAAGGGAGAAAGCUGUGUACGAUACAUUAAAUAUGCUAAAUUUUGAUGUGACCAAAAAAUGUCUUGUUGGAGAGGGAUGGUGCCCAAUUUUCGCAAAAACUCAGAUUCAGGAGGCACUGCAACGUGCAACAUUUGAUAGCAAUUCACAAGUUGGGAUAAUAUUUCAUCUGAUGGAUGCGGUAGAAUCACCUCCCACAUAUUUUAGAACCAACCGUUUCACAAGCGCUUAUCAAGAAAUUGUUGAUGCAUAUGGUGUUGCAAGAUAUCAAGAAGCAAAUCCUGCAGUGUACACUGUGAUUACAUUUCCAUUUCUUUUCGCGGUGAUGUUUGGGGACUGGGGUCAUGGAAUAUGCUUGUUGCUGGGAGCAUUAGUUCUUAUAGCUCGUGAAAGUAAGCUCAGUGGACAGAAACUUGGAAGCUUUAUGGAGAUGCUGUUUGGUGGUCGCUAUGUACUUCUUUUGAUGUCACUGUUUUCAAUUUAUUGCGGCUUGAUUUACAAUGAAUUUUUCUCGGUUCCUUAUCAUAUAUUUGGUGAAUCUGCUUACAAAUGCAGAGAUUCUACUUGCCAUGAUGCACACACUACUGGCUUAGUCAAAUACCAAGAUACAUACCCAUUUGGUGUGGACCCUAGUUGGCGUGGAAGCCGUUCAGAACUUCCAUUUUUGAACUCUCUCAAAAUGAAGAUGUCUAUUUUGUUGGGUGUUGUCCAAAUGAACUUGGGAAUCAUUUUAAGUUACUUCAAUUCACAUUUUUUUGGCAGCUCAAUUGAUAUAAGGUAUCAGUUUGUGCCACAGAUGAUCUUUCUUAACAGUCUUUUUGGGUAUCUUGCACUUCUUAUUGUCAUCAAGUGGUGCACUGGAUCUCAGGCAGACCUCUACCAUGUUAUGAUUUACAUGUUUCUAAGUCCCACUGAGGAUCUUGGUGAAAAUCAGUUGUUCUGGGGACAAAGACCUCUUCAGAUCUUGUUGUUGCUUUUGGCUUUAGUUGCAGUUCCCUGGAUGCUUUUUCCAAAACCUUUUAUUUUGAAGAAGCUUCAUUUGGAGAGGUUUCAAGGUCGCACCUAUGGGAUGCUUGGCACCUCAGAGAUGGAUCUCGAGGUGGAACCUGAUUCUGCAAGACAACAUCAUGAGGAGUUCAAUUUUAGUGAGGUAUUUGUGCACCAAAUGAUACAUUCCAUAGAGUUUGUACUGGGUGCAGUUUCAAAUACGGCAUCAUAUCUUCGACUUUGGGCUUUAAGUUUGGCCCACUCAGAACUCUCAACUGUAUUUUAUGAGAAAGUCCUACUCCUUGCCUGGGGGUAUGACAAUUUAGUAAUCCGGUUAGUUGGAUUAGCAGUAUUUUCCUUUGCAACUGCCUUCAUACUGCUCAUGAUGGAGACACUCAGUGCUUUUCUUCAUGCCUUGCGUCUUCAUUGGGUGGAAUUUCAAAAUAAGUUCUACCAUGGUGAUGGCUACAAGUUCAGACCUUUCUCCUUUGCCUCCUUGAAUGAGGAUGAGGAUUAAUCUAUGCAUACAUCAUUUCCCUUGUUUCAAGGGAAGAUAGCAUAUAUAAUGGCUUGAACUGAGAUGGAAAUCAAACCCCAUUUUGGCUGGCAGAGAGGACUUUUAAUCUGCAUUAACAUAAUGAUGCUCAACUUUUGACUUACAGUUGCAAAUGUAAAAUCCUAGGUCAUUCUUUUUGGUUAUGGUGGCAUGAAAGGGUUCUGGGCGUAUUUUCUUCUUCUUCAUUUUUUUUUUCUUUUUUUUUAUAGAAUUUGGAGAAAAAGAGAGGUGGGGGAUUGGGGAUGGGAGGGUGUUUGUUUUAGAUUCGCUUGUAGAGAGCUGGGGAAUCAGCAUCACCAUAUAGCUUUUCCUAAUUUUCAGUUCAUCGGAAGGUAAAUUUUAUAGUCUUAUACGUACACACAACACACUCAGCAGUGUGGAUUUUGUAGGGAUUGGUCGUGAAAUUCUUUUUUCUAUAAAUUUCAGUGUAAUACUUUUAGCACGAUUUUAUGUAGUUCCAUUCUUUUUAAGGACUCAUUUUAAAGAAUUCAAACUUUGAGUAAACAAUGUUCAUCUCCUUAAAACAGUACUUGUCACGAUAUUUUCAUUUGAAUGAAGGGAAAAGUGCAAAUUGUUCUUUA